This is a messenger RNA of Pan troglodytes (chimpanzee), 885 nucleotides long. RefSeq names its product homeobox A6 (gene HOXA6). The transcript is spliced from 2 exons. Gene Ontology annotation, biological process: regulation of transcription by RNA polymerase II; anterior/posterior pattern specification. NCBI's taxonomy places the organism in Eukaryota, Metazoa, Chordata, Mammalia, Primates, Hominidae. Gene Ontology annotation, molecular function: DNA-binding transcription factor activity, RNA polymerase II-specific; RNA polymerase II cis-regulatory region sequence-specific DNA binding. Gene Ontology annotation, cellular component: nucleus. Bases 184 to 885 code for a protein of 233 amino acids. The record is from RefSeq and is a predicted model, not a curated record.
GGUCCCCGGGGAGCGGGCUCCGGCGUUCGCUCCCAUUGGCCGCCGCCGCGUCAGCUGGUGCGAUUUGCUGCUGUCGCUUUUGGCGUUCGGCCAUCCAGAAACAAACCAGUUCGAUGACUACUAAUAGUUAUAGCCAGAUGUACUAAUACACAACAAAUCACAGUCCUGCAGAGGGGCGCGCAAAUGAGUUCCUAUUUUGUGAAUCCCACUUUCCCCGGGAGCCUUCCCAGCGGCCAGGACUCCUUCUUGGGCCAGCUGCCCCUCUACCAGGCUGGCUAUGACGCGCUGAGGCCCUUCCCGGCCUCGUACGGGGCGUCGAGUCUCCCGGACAAGACGUACACCUCACCUUGUUUCUACCAACAGUCCAACUCGGUCCUGGCCUGCAACCGGGCGUCCUACGAGUACGGGGCCUCGUGUUUCUAUUCUGAUAAGGACCUCAGUGGCGCCUCGCCCUCGGGCAGUGGCAAGCAGAGGGGCCCCGGGGACUACCUGCACUUUUCUCCCGAGCAGCAGUACAAACCCGACAGCAGCAGCGGGCAGGGCAAAGCACUCCAUGACGAAGGCGCCGACCGGAAGUACACGAGCCCGGUUUACCCUUGGAUGCAGCGGAUGAACUCCUGCGCGGGUGCUGUGUAUGGGAGCCAUGGGCGCCGAGGCCGCCAGACCUACACGCGCUACCAGACACUGGAGCUGGAGAAGGAGUUCCACUUCAACCGCUACCUGACACGGCGCCGCCGCAUCGAGAUCGCCAACGCGCUCUGCCUCACCGAGCGCCAGAUCAAGAUCUGGUUCCAGAACCGCCGCAUGAAGUGGAAAAAGGAAAACAAGCUCAUCAAUUCCACGCAGCCCAGCGGGGAGGACUCAGAGGCAAAAGCGGGCGAGUAG